AUAGCUGCGAUAUAUUAAUCAUGAAUGUGACAACACUGCCUGCCAUUUGCAAAGACCUGGACGGUGAUGACCGAUGGCUGAGUAUCCAUAAACGAUUCGUGGCCGAAUGUAAGGAGAAGGAUCCAGAUGUAAUGUUUAUCGGUGACUGCAUACUCGAAUCGCUGCAGUUUACCGACUAUUGGAACCAACAUUUCGUACCUAUGCAUUGCCUUAACUUUAGCAUACGCUCCGACCGAACGCAGAACAUUCUUUGGCGGCUACAGAAUGGUGAGCUGGACAAUGUGCGUCCGAAGGCGAUUGUCCUGCAUGCCGGUACCAACAACAUCGGCGAUUCGGCCGAGGAGGUGACCGAAGGCAUUCUGGAGCUAGUACGAACAAUUCGUCAGAAGCUGCCUGAUGUGUACAUUAUACUUCCGACUUUACUACCCCGUGGUCAGCAACCGAACGAGCUGAGGGAUAAAAAUGGCCUAGUAAAUCGAUUGCUGCGCGAACGCUGCAUCGGCAUUAAUAAGGUGCAAAUCGUCACUGUUGAUAAUGGGUUAAUACAGAGCGACGGCACGAUCAGUCAUCACGAUAUGUUCGAUUAUUUAAACCUUACCAAUGUAGGUUGCAAAAAGGUGUUCGAACCGGUUUGUGAUUUGUUGCAUCAAAUUCUUACCGAAAACGAACGGGAACGCGAUCUGACUCCUUCUGAAUAG
Molecule: messenger RNA, 698 nt
Organism: Anopheles maculipalpis
Lineage: Eukaryota; Metazoa; Arthropoda; Insecta; Diptera; Culicidae
Gene: Paf-AHalpha
Product: platelet-activating factor acetylhydrolase IB subunit beta homolog
Exons: 3
Coding region: 21-698 (225 amino acids)
Source: RefSeq, a predicted model, not a curated record